This is a messenger RNA of Sorex araneus (European shrew), 1341 nucleotides long. RefSeq names its product ALG3 alpha-1,3- mannosyltransferase (gene ALG3). NCBI's taxonomy places the organism in Eukaryota, Metazoa, Chordata, Mammalia, Eulipotyphla, Soricidae. Gene Ontology annotation, molecular function: dol-P-Man:Man(5)GlcNAc(2)-PP-Dol alpha-1,3-mannosyltransferase activity. The transcript is spliced from 9 exons. The record is from RefSeq and is a predicted model, not a curated record. Gene Ontology annotation, cellular component: endoplasmic reticulum. Bases 21 to 1337 code for a protein of 438 amino acids.
CCGCGCGGCGCACCGUCAAGAUGGCGGCGGGCGUGCGGAAACGCACCCGGACGGGUCCCGCGGCCCGCGCGGCCGGGCGCUGCGGACAGUGGCUGCGGCGCGCCUGGCAGGAGCGGCGCCGACUGCUGCUGGAGCCGCGCUACACGCUGCUGGUGGCCGCCUGCCUCUGCCUGGCGGAGGUGGGCAUCACCUUCUGGGUCAUUCACAGGGUGGCAUACACAGAGAUCGACUGGAAGGCCUAUAUGGCCGAGGUGGAAGGCGUCAUCAAUGGCACCUAUGACUACACCCAGCUGCAGGGCGACACUGGGCCCCUCGUGUACCCUGCCGGCUUUGUGUACAUCUUUAUGGGGCUCUAUUAUGCCACGGGCCGGGGCACUGACAUCCGCAUGGCCCAGCACAUCUUUGCUGUCCUCUACCUGGCCACCUUGCUGCUGGUCUUUCUGAUCUACCACCAGACAUGCAAGGUGCCUCCCUUUGUCUUCUUCUUCAUGUGCUGCGCCUCUUACCGCGUCCACUCCAUCUUCGUGCUGCGGCUCUUCAACGACCCCGUGGCCAUGGCGCUGCUCUUCCUCAGUAUCAACCUCCUGCUGGCCCAGCGCUGGAGCUGGGGCUGCGGCUGCUUCAGCCUGGCGGUCUCUGUGAAGAUGAACGUGCUCCUCUUCGCCCCCGGGUUACUCUUCCUACUUCUUAUGCAGUUUGGCCUCCGUGGGGCCCUCCCUAAGCUGGGCAUCUGUGCUGUCCUACAGGUGGUCCUGGGGCUGCCCUUCCUGCUGGAGAACCCAGUCGGCUACCUGACCCGUUCCUUUGACCUCGGCCGCCAGUUUCUCUUCCGCUGGACCGUGAACUGGCGGUUCCUGCCUGAGGCCUUUUUCCUGCACCGCGCCUUCCACCUGGGGCUCCUGGGCGCCCACCUCACCCUGCUCUUGCUCUUCGCCCUCUACAGGUGGCACCGGACUGGGGAGAGUAUCCUGUCACUGCUGAAGGACCCCGCCAAGAGGAAGGUUCCGCCUCAGCCCCUCAAACCCAAUCAGAUCGUUUCCACCCUCUUCACCUCUAACUUCAUUGGCAUCUGCUUCAGCCGCUCGCUCCAUUACCAGUUCUACGUCUGGUAUUUCCACACACUGCCCUACCUCCUGUGGGCCACGCCGGCGCGCUGGCUUACACACCUGCUCAGGUUGCUGGUGCUGGGGCUCAUCGAGCUCUCCUGGAAUACGUACCCGUCCACGUCCUUCAGCUCGGCCGCACUGCACGCGUGCCACGCCGUCAUCCUGCUGCAGCUCUGGCUGGGCCCCCAGGCGCCAGCCCGCGGCAGCGCGCACAGCAAGAAGGCCCACUGAGGGC